GGCGUUCCUAGGGGUCUAGUCGAGCAAGGCACUCUGAUCUCUGAGCUCUCUCUCUCUCUCUCUCCUCUUCACCAUGUCCGUUUCGUCCUCGCACUGUGCGGCCUCAAGAAUUCUGCAAAUAGGCAUAUUAGGCUUCGGGCCCUUCGCACAAUUCCUGUCAAAGACCAUGAUCAGACAAGGCCAUAUUCUACGGGCAGCUUCUCGGACCGAUUACUCUACUCCCUGUGCCCACCUGGGUAUCUCGUUCUUCAGGGACGUUGGUGCGUUUCUUGAAGCAGAAAACGAUGUCAUUCUGAUAUGCACAUCAAUCGUAUCUCUGUCGGAGGUUCUCCAGUCACUUCCACUCCAUCGUCUGGAACGGCCAACACUUUUCGUCGAUGUACUCUCGGUCAAAGAGCACCCAAGAAACGUUCUUUUGCAAGUACUGCCUGAGGAGUCCGACGUGCUUUGCACGCACCCUAUGUUUGGGCCAGAUAGCGGCAAAGAUGGGUGGAAAGAUCUAGCCUUGAUGUACGAGAGAGUUCGAAUCAGAGAUGAAGCAAUCUGCUCAAGCUUCCUCCAAAUUUUUGAAAGCGAGGGUUGCAGAAUGCUUGAAAUGUCUUGCGAAGAACAUGACAGAAUGGCAGCUAGGAGCCAAUUUAUAACUCACACCAUUGGCAGGAUGCUAUCAGAAAUGGAGAUCCAGUCCACAUCUAUAAACACAAAGGGCUUUGAGGCACUUGUUCAAUUGAAAGAGAGCACCAUGAGAGAUAGUUUUGAUCUGUUCAGCGGGUUAUUUCUACAUAAUAGGUUUGCCCAACAAGAGCUGGAAAACCUUGAGCUCGCCUUCCAGAAAGUCAAACAGCAGCUGGUAGAGAAGAUGAACAAGGAGGAACAGAAUUUGAACGAUUCUAAACUCCGAUGAAGAGUACUCUCAUUAUUACAAAGAUGUACCAAUGACCUUUUACUCAUUUCAUAUAUAUUGUUUAAGUUUUGGGAAAGGUGUUGAAUUUUUUGAAAUAAGAAAUUCUAAUUUACUGUUUCAAA
This is a messenger RNA of Alnus glutinosa, 1026 nucleotides long. Its product is annotated as arogenate dehydrogenase 1, chloroplastic-like. Gene Ontology annotation, biological process: L-tyrosine biosynthetic process. Gene Ontology annotation, molecular function: prephenate dehydrogenase (NAD+) activity; prephenate dehydrogenase (NADP+) activity; arogenate dehydrogenase (NADP+) activity. The transcript is spliced from 7 exons. The record is from RefSeq and is a predicted model, not a curated record. Bases 74 to 904 code for a protein of 276 amino acids. NCBI's taxonomy places the organism in Eukaryota, Viridiplantae, Streptophyta, Magnoliopsida, Fagales, Betulaceae.